GAGCCGGUUGAAGCCUCUGUGUUACACUGCGGCGGCGAGGAGGAGGAGGAGAGGAGAGGAGAGGGGAUGGUGAAGAGCAGCCGGCGGUCUCCGCUACGCUCCUACGGCCAGAGAGACGGCAGAGCACUGCAGUGAGAGCCCGGAGACACAGACGGAGACACAGACACAGACACAGACACAGACACAGACACGGACACAGAGGGACGGCGCCGCUUCCAGCCAUUCUGCUACCAGAAUCCAGCCAUGAAACAGGGGCUCGCUGAUAUCAUGAGACUGAGCAGAAAGUGCCGCAUGCUGCUCGCCACUUGCCUGGGAUCGCUCAUACUCGUCAUCUUUUAUUUCCAAAGUAUGUUACAUCCAGUGAUGCGCCGGGCGCCGUUUGGGAUGGACAUCUGCUGUAGGAAAGGAUCACGGAGCCCCCUGCAGGAACUCUACAAUCCGACCCAGUAUGAAUUCUCCAGCACGGAAGUGGCGCAUCAGAUACGGAGGAACCAGGUGGCGCAGAUGUGUCGGGCGAACAGCGCCAGGAGUCGAAAGCGGCGAGUGCUGACCCCCAACGAUCUGAGGCACCUGGUGGUGGACGAGGACCACGAGCUGAUCUACUGCUACGUGCCCAAGGUGGCCUGCACGAACUGGAAGAGGGUGAUGAUGGUGCUGACUGGGCAGGGCCGGUACGGGGAUCCCAUGGAGAUUCCAGCCAACGAGGCCCACGUGCCGUCCAACCUGAAAACCCUCAACCAGUACAGCAUCUCAGAGAUCAACCACCGCUUAAAAAGCUACCUGAAGUUCAUGUUCGUGCGCGAACCCUUCGAGCGGCUGGUGUCGGCCUACAGGAACAAGUUCACCCGCAGGUACAACACCUCCUUCCACAAGCGCUACGGCACCAAGAUCGUGCGGCGGCAGCGGAAGAACGCCACCCGGGAGGCCCUGCGCGGCGGCGGCGACGUGAAGUUCGAGGAGUUUGUGGGCUACCUCGUCAACCCCCACACGCAGAGGGAGGAGCCCUUCAACGAACACUGGGAGACCGUCUCCUCCCUGUGCCACCCCUGCCACAUCCACUACGACCUGAUCGGCAAAUACGAGAGCCUGCAGGAGGACGCAAACUAUAUCCUGCGCUUGGCCGGAGUGGACAAGUUGGUCAAGUUCCCCACCUACGCCAAGUCCACCAGAACUACGGAUGAAAUGACGGCACAGUUUUUCCAAAACAUCAGCUCGGCUUUCCAAACUCAGCUGUUCAAUCUCUACAAAUUAGAUUUUGUCAUGUUCAAUUAUUCCGUGCCAAAUUACCUGAAGUUGGCAUGAGAAAUGGCCGCUGGUUUAUUUAAGGUUUUAUUUGUUAUUAUAAUGGCAUAGAAAGAUUUUCUUCUGUAAAUUUAAUGAAGAUUUGCAUCCUUGCUGCGAGCAGUAAGGGUCGGAAUUAUUUAAGUAACUUUGUAAGAAAUUAUCUCUCUCUCUCUUUCUCUAUCUCUCUCUCUUUCUCUCUCUCUCUUUAUAUAUAUAUAUAUAU
Molecule: messenger RNA, 1507 nt
Organism: Amblyraja radiata (thorny skate)
Lineage: Eukaryota; Metazoa; Chordata; Chondrichthyes; Rajiformes; Rajidae
Gene: chst11
Product: carbohydrate (chondroitin 4) sulfotransferase 11
Exons: 3
Coding region: 244-1302 (352 amino acids)
Biological process (GO): proteoglycan biosynthetic process; carbohydrate biosynthetic process
Cellular component (GO): membrane
Molecular function (GO): sulfotransferase activity
Source: RefSeq, a predicted model, not a curated record